AUGAGUUCCUUACUCCUGCUGGCGAUGCUGCUGUCGGUGUCCUGUGCAGCGCAGGCUCAGACAAAGGAUGAUGCGAACACACUGAGGCUGUGUGGUCGGGCCUUCCUGCGAGCAGUGGUGUACACGUGUGGAGGAUCCAGGUGGAGAAGACUGAUGGGAGGAGACGACACUUUCCCGGACGGCAACAGGGUGCCAACUUUCCUCAAGACGACAGAUGUUCCAGCAAUGAUGCGUCAUCGGCGUGACGAAAGCCAAGCGCUUUUAACAGUGUGCUGUCAACUAGGCUGUCGACGGAGUGACCUCUCUAUGCUCUGCUAG
Molecule: messenger RNA, 318 nt
Organism: Hippoglossus stenolepis (Pacific halibut)
Lineage: Eukaryota; Metazoa; Chordata; Actinopteri; Pleuronectiformes; Pleuronectidae
Product: relaxin
Exons: 2
Coding region: 1-318 (105 amino acids)
Cellular component (GO): extracellular region
Molecular function (GO): hormone activity
Source: RefSeq, a predicted model, not a curated record